Artibeus jamaicensis (Jamaican fruit-eating bat) is the source of this 3066-nucleotide messenger RNA. RefSeq names its product TOG array regulator of axonemal microtubules 2 (gene TOGARAM2). Gene Ontology annotation, biological process: microtubule cytoskeleton organization. NCBI's taxonomy places the organism in Eukaryota, Metazoa, Chordata, Mammalia, Chiroptera, Phyllostomidae. The transcript has 19 exons. Bases 1 to 3000 code for a protein of 999 amino acids. Gene Ontology annotation, cellular component: cytoplasmic microtubule; cilium. Gene Ontology annotation, molecular function: microtubule binding. The record is from RefSeq and is a predicted model, not a curated record.
AUGCCGCCAGAUGCCCGGGUGGUGAUUGGGGUUGCAGAGGUCAACAUGCAUGCCAAGGUGCUGGCUCCGGUGGCCGUGUACUGUGGCAGUGUCCCUCGGACCAGCUCCGGCCCCACCGCACUCCCAGGUGGGAGCCAUGACUCCGGUCUGCAGGCUGAUGGAGAAGCCUCCGUCCAGCCAAUGUCCAGCGUCCUCCUGGAGAAGCCGUCACAGCUCUUGAAUGGGCGUGGGGACCCUGGCAGCCUCAAGCUGGAUGCUCCCCUGAAAGGCUGGCAGGCCAUGAACGGCCACCCCAGGAACCUCGGGGCCCUGUCUCAGGGGCCCCACUCCCUGGUACCCCUUCCCUCGCUGGAGUCAGAGGCCAGCAGUGUGGCCCGAGACACCACUCAGAUCAAGGACAAGCUCAAGAAAAGAAAGCUCUCGGAGGGCUUGGCAGCCUCUACCCAAGCCUCUCUGGAUCCUGGGGGAGGCCCCAAAGGAGUUCCCUUGAGGAGCGCCAUCCCCCGGGCCGCCCCUCAGAGGUUGCUGAGGGUGCCCAGGCCGAUGCCUCCCAUCCAGAGCAUCCCGACCACCCCUGAGGCCAGCGGGACCAGAGAGAGGAGCCUGGACCAGCCUGGGAGCAGCGAGGGGACCCAGGAGAGGAGUCCCAGUGUCCAGGAGGUACAGAUCUCCCGGCAAUACCUGCACUGCAAUGACCAGGAGAUGCACCAGUCCCUGGGGGGCAUUGUGAUCCCGCCCAUCCCAAAGGCGGGGGUGCCCGAGGGGACAUCCUCCUGUACUCCUGGCUCCCUCCCCAGCCUCUUGCCUCCAGGCCAGGAUGUCCUCACGGGCCCGAAGGCCCGCCCCACUAGAUUGGUUCGGGAGAGUGGGCCUCGGGAGAAGACCCCGAAAUCUCUCGAGCCAAAACCCUUGGCCCUGCCCAUCAGGGACAGGUCUGCUGCCCCCGAGAAGCCCGCCGUGCCUUCACCUCGAUCUGCUCCCACACGGGCAGCCUUCUCCGGCCACGCCGACGCCCAUCCCCCGCUGAAGGAAGAGGACCAGAAGGAGAGCAGCACCGAGGUCCAGGUCACCAUCUCCAAGUCCGCCCAGGAGAAGAUGCGAGCAAAACAGAUGAAGGAGCUGGAUGUGUUCCAGAGGGCGAAGGAGCCGGAGAGGGAGCGGGAGCUCACGGCCCAGAGCCUGGGUGCCCGCAAAGCCUUGGUGAAGGAAGGCCUGCUCCCCCUCCGGAGCAGGGGGGCCCUGUCGGUACCCACAGGGAUAAGCAGCCCACGCAGAAACAACAUCGGCGUCAUCCUGAGGAAGCGAGCCAACCGGGCCUCCCUGCCCAGCAUCCCUGUCAGCAGGCAGGAGCCCAGCUUCGCCCGCCAUGCCUCAGCGAACUCACUGCCCGCGGUGCUGAGUCUGGGGUGGCCUGAGUGGGAAGAUGAGGAGGACGAGACAGAUCCUUGGGCCUUUAAGGAGCUGAGGCCUUUCUCCAACCCCGAGCUGGCGUUGAUGGAUGCCCUCCAGUGGCUGGACAGCAGCGACUGGCACAGGAAGGAGAAGGGCCUGGUGAGCAUCCAACGCCUGGCGGCCUGUCACUCAGAGGUGCUCGUUGGGAGGCUGCACGAAGUGUCCUUGGCCGUGACUGGGGAGGUCACCAACCUCCGCUCCAAGGUGUCCCGCUUGGCCAUCAGCACCCUGGGAGACCUCUUCCGGGCCUUGAAGAAGAAUAUGGACCAGGAGGCUGAAGACAUUGCCUGCUGCCUGCUGCAGAAGAUGGGGAACGCCAGCGAGUUCAUCCAGAGAGCAGCCAACCGGUCCCUGGGGGCCAUGGUGGAGCAUGUGACCCCGGCGCGAUCCCUCGUGGCCCUCACCUCAGCGGGCAUCUACCACAGAAACCCCUCAGUCCGGAAGUGCACCGCCGAGCACCUCUCAGUGGUCCUGGAGCAGAUAGGUGCCGAGAAGCUUCUCUCCGGCAGCAGGGACAGUACAGACACGCUGGUGCACAACCUGGUGAGACUGGCACAGGACUCCAACCAGGACACCAGGUUUUAUGGCCGGAAGAUGGUGAAUGCCUUGAUGUCAAACACAAAGUUUGAUGCGUUUCUGAAGCAGUCUCUUCCGUCCCACGACUUGCGGAAGGUCAUGGCGGCCAUUAAACAGAGGGGCCUAGAAGACAGCGAUGAACUGCCAUCUACCAGAGGCCGCAAGGUGUCCAGGAGUCUGGCGGUGUGUGAGAAUGGGCUGCCUGGUGAGGACGGUCUCAGCUCCAAUGGCCCGAGGCUGGCGGGACUGCGCUUUUCCAAGCGGGGUGGCUCGGAGAUGGUGGAGCAGCUGCGAGAGCUGACGCGGCUGCUGGAGGCCAAGGACUACCAGUCUCGGAGGGAAGGCGUGGGGCAGCUCCUCGAGCACUGCAAGGCCAAGCCAGAGCUCAUCACGGCCAACCUGGUCCAGGUCUUUGAUGCUUUCACCCCAAGGCUUCAGGAUUCCAACAAGAAAGUGAACCAGUGGGCUCUGGAGUCCCUCGCCAAGAUGAUCCCCCUCCUCAGAGGGAGCUUGCACCCCAUGCUGCUCUCCAUCUUCAUCGCCGUUGCAGACAACCUCAACUCCAAGAACGCAGGGAUUUAUGCUGCCGCUGUGACCGCACUGGAUGCCAUGAUUGAGAGUCUGGACAACCUGUGCCUCCUGCCCAUGUUUGCUGGGCGGGUGCGUUUCCUGAGUGGCCGCGCGGUGCUCCACGUCACAGACCGCCUGUCAGCGCUGGUGGCCUCGGUGCACCCCCGGAAGCCCCAGGCCGUGGAGCGUCACGUCCUCCCGGUCCUCUGGUACUUCCUGAGCAACACCACGGGGAGCGGUGUCCUGCCUGGACACGGCGGUGGGAGCAUCCGUGCGGCGGUGUGCCGGCUGUGUCGGUGCCUCCAGGAGCACCUGGGCCCCCGGCUGCAGGAUGCAGCUGCGGGCCAGCCGAAGCACGUCCUCAGAGCACUCCGGGAGCUCUUAGACUCGGAAUCCCGGUGAGGCAGCCCCGAGGUGGCCAGCAGAGUGAUGGUGCCCAGCAGCGAGACCUCCGGCAGCCCACACGCC